Plasmodium knowlesi strain H is the source of this 2679-nucleotide messenger RNA. Its product is annotated as heat shock protein 110, putative. Bases 1 to 2679 code for a protein of 892 amino acids. The record is from RefSeq and is a predicted model, not a curated record. Gene Ontology annotation, cellular component: cytosol; nucleus. The transcript has a single exon. Lineage: Eukaryota; Apicomplexa; Aconoidasida; Haemosporida; Plasmodiidae. Gene Ontology annotation, molecular function: ATP binding; ATP-dependent protein folding chaperone. Gene Ontology annotation, biological process: protein folding.
AUGUCAGUGCUCGGAAUAGACAUAGGAAAUGAUAAUUCCGUGGUCGCAGCCAUCAACAAGGGAGCCAUUAACAUCGUGCGGAAUGAUGUGUCGGAGAGGCUGACGCCCACUAUGGUGGCCUUCACGGAGAAGGAGAGGUUAAUUGGAGAUAACGCCUUAGCGAAAGUGAAAUCUAAUUUUAAAAAUACAUGUAAGAAUAUAAAGAACCUCAUUGGAAAAUUAGCGGAGCAGGCUGACCAAGACGAUAUCGAAUUGAGUGAAUCCUUUGGAAAUAUAGUUCCAUGUGAACAUAAUUAUCUGGGGUACCAAGUGGAAUAUAAAAAGGAAAUGAUGGAUAUAAGUGUGGUGCGAGUUUUUUCAACACUUCUCUUUUCUUUAAUUAAAUUGGCAGAGAAAUAUAUAGGAAAAGAGUGCACUGAAAUCGUUUUGUCCUACCCCCCUAGUUUCACAAACAGCCAGAAGGAAUGUCUGCUUGCAGCGACAAAAAUAAUCAACGUGAACGCUUUGAGAAUUAUUAGUGACAACACAGCCGUUGCUUUAGAUUAUGGAAUGUAUAGAAUGAAAGAAUUUAAAGAAGAUGUUGGUUCAGUAGUUGUUUUUGUUAACAUAGGUUAUGCAAACACAUGUGUAUGUGUUGCUCGUUUUUUCUCCAAUAAGUGUGAAAUUUUGAGUGACUUGGCCGACACCAGUUUGGGGGGAAGGAAUAUCGAUAAUGAACUUAUCAAGUAUAUCAACAACGUGUUUAUCAACUCACAUAAGAUGAACCCGUUAUAUAAAGUAAGGUCGAGUGAUCUGUGCGAAAUGGGAACGGGCAGACUGAACCCAUAUUUUAUAACGCCCAACAAUGAAACGAACAAAAUCGAUAAUAAGAUAAGAGUGAAGCUGCAAGAUGUGGCGGUGAAGACCAAGAAGAUUCUAUCAGCAAACAACGAAUCUUCUAUACAUGUGGAGUGUCUUUAUGAAGACUUGGAUUGUCAGGGAUUCAUAAGUAGAGAUAAUUUUGAGGAAUUGUGUGCCCCGUUUUUCCUGUCUAAAUUGGAAGCCUUAUUAAAUAAAGCCAUGCAAGUGAGCAAACUGAAAAUCGCAGAUGUACAGUCGAUAGAAAUCUUAGGAGGUUCCACUAGAAUCCCAUUUAUACAGAAAUUUCUGCAACAGUAUUUCGACAAGCCAUUAUCCAAAACGCUAAUUGCAGAUGAAUCUGUCGCCAGAGGUUGUGUUCUCUCAGGAGCUAUGAUCAGUAAACACUACAAAGUGAAGGAGUACGAAUGUAUUGAGAAAGUAACGCACCCGAUAAGUGUUGAAUGGCAUAAUGUCAAUGAUCCAUCCAAGUGUAAGGUGGAAAAAUUGUACGACACAGAUUCAUUAAAGAAGAAAACGAAGAAGGUAGUCAUUCCGGAGAAGGGGCACAUAAAAGUGACUGCUUAUUAUGAUGAUACCCCAGACUUGCCACCACACUGCAUUAAAGAAUUGGGAUCUUGCCUCAUUAAAGUGAAUGAAAAGAAUGACAAAAUUGUGGAAUCACACGUAAUGACAACUUUUUCGGAAAGUGACACAUUCACGUUUUUAGGCGCACAGACAGUAUCCAAAACGGUGAUUAAAUCCAAGGAGGAGAAAAAAAAAACUGAGGAGAAGAAAGACAUACAGAAGGGAGACGCAGCAGGUGGGGCGGAAAAUGCAGAUGCGUCACAUGAAGGGGAUACAGAUGAGAAGGAAAAAAAAACAAAGGAGGAUGAAUCCAAUGAAGGUAAGGAAAGCAAUACCGAUGAAGCAAUUCCCAAUGGCAAUGCAACCUUAUCUCACCAAAGUGGAAACAAGGCAGAGCUAAAAAAAGGAGAAGAAGGAAAAAUACAGACAUGCUACACCACCCUACCGAUAGAAGUGAUCGGAGCUCCACGAUCCUACACUACGAAGGAUAUCUACAAUUUUAGCGAGGCAGAAAUUAACAUGCAACAUAGUGAUCUGCAAGAAGCAGAGAGGUUGAAAAAUAUAAAUGAGUUGGAGACAAUUAUAUAUGAAACAAGAAGCAGGCUAAACGGAAUGUACAAAGAUUUUGUCAUGGACGAGGAGAGAGACUCCAUCCUACUAUCCCUGGAUGAUUACGAAAAUUGGAUCUAUGAUAAUAUUGAGGAAAACAAAAAUGCUUUUAUAAAAAAAAAAGAAGAAAUUAGAGAGAGAGUAAAAGAUAUCAUUUAUAAAUAUGAUACGUACAGUGCGAAGGAGAAAAACUUGGGAAAUAUAUUGAACCACUUGAAGAAUAUCAUUGCACAGUGUGAAAAGAGACCAUCAGAGGAAAGUCAAAAGAUUAUUUCGAGGACGAGAAAUUUCCUGGAGAAUAUUAACGUGAUGCAAGAGAAGGAAAUGAAACAGCCUCUGUACGAGGCACCGCUGUAUAGCCUCAAGGAUAUAGAAAAUGAAUUUAACGACAUCACACAGAUGGCGCAGAAACAUUUCUCCAAACUCGAGGCAGAAGAAUUAGCGAAGCAGAAGGAGAAGGAAAAGCAGGAAAAACUGGAGAGGGAGAAAAUGGAAAAGGAAAAGAAAAAACAUCAACAAGCCGAUAGGAAGGAUGCCGACGAUAGUGCCGAGAAGGAUAAUAGUAAGGAUGUCAAGGAGACCGACGAGACGGAUAACUCCACCAACAAGGACAAUCAAUGUAACACGGAGGACAAGGAUAUGUAA